CUUUCUCUUCUUCACUCACUUUAUUCAUGGGUGGCGGAGGAGCCAUGAGGACGGUGGCCAAGUUUGCCACCGCCGGGAUCAGGGGCGUGCCGUCUGUUCGGAGAGCUUCGUCGCAGACAGCGGCGGCUUCUGAAGUGUCGCCGCUGCAGGCAGCGGCGUGGGACGACGUGGACGACUGGGAAGUGGCGGACGGCGGCGAGGGUACGCCGAGGGUGGUGUUGGGCGGUGUCCCUAGCUUUCAGGAGGCCACGUCAGCCACCACUGAACUGAAACAUGCUAUUGAUAAGAUAUACCUAUCUUCAAAUUCUUCCGAAUGCGACGGUUGUUCUCUCAGUGGUCAUGUCUCUGUUAUGUCACCUUCUCAUUCUGAGUUAGAGAACAAAUCUCGUGUCACCGAGGCUAUCUUAAAUCCUUCAGAGUCAAACCGUGCUUUACAGGCUUUUCAAUUGCUUAGUGAAUGUCCUGAGGCCCAGAGUGUGGUAGCUUCGAUUGCUUGUGACCCGAAUAUAUGGAACGCAAUCGUGCAAAAUCCUGCGCUACAAGAUUUCUUCCAGUCACAACAGACAGCUGAUUUUGAAGUAGAGGAAACUCAUGAUCAAAGACUGGGAAACUUACCUUAUUCUGAUUCAGUGUAUGCAUUUAUUGAUUCGCUGAAUGUUCUCCAAAAUGUAAAGUUCACUGUAUCUGAAAUGUUGAGCAGAGUGCCAAAUUACCUUCAGAAUAUGUUCGGGUUCUUAUCUGGUCAGACAUCUUCUGCGGUUAUUGAUGCUAGAGGAAACACAAAAGCAAACUUCAUGGAUCCUAUCACUAUGGGAGGAACUUUCAUGGGGUUGGCAGUGUUGGUUGUGAUGGUGAUAAUGCUGAAGCGAGCUUAAACUCUAGGCAGAAAUUAGUUAAUUAUAGUUUGCUAUUUACUAUGAUCAUGUUUUAUCUUUUGCAUUAAUAAAAUUGUGAGCUAAAUAUGAAAGGCACUUAUGGGUAAAAGAUAUGAAAUUUAUUGUGCGUUACCUGUUUUUGGUCGGUUCCGAAAACCAACCACCAGUAUCGAGUUUGAAUUUUUUUAAUAAAUCAAAAUAUACAGUUGGAAAAAACAUGUCAAUUUAAAUCUUAGUCUUGAUUCCUGUUA
Glycine soja is the source of this 1126-nucleotide messenger RNA. RefSeq lists its product as uncharacterized. The coding region runs from base 27 to 875 and encodes 282 amino acids. The record is from RefSeq and is a predicted model, not a curated record. The transcript has 4 exons. Lineage: Eukaryota; Viridiplantae; Streptophyta; Magnoliopsida; Fabales; Fabaceae.